Messenger RNA from Oryza sativa Japonica Group (Japanese rice), 1576 nucleotides. Its product is annotated as U-box domain-containing protein 25. Gene Ontology annotation, molecular function: ubiquitin protein ligase activity. The record is from RefSeq and is a predicted model, not a curated record. Gene Ontology annotation, biological process: protein ubiquitination. NCBI's taxonomy places the organism in Eukaryota, Viridiplantae, Streptophyta, Magnoliopsida, Poales, Poaceae.
UCGCCUUCCACCUUCCCACUCCUCACCUCCUCCUCCUCUCCACCCACCCACCAACCCACCCCACGCCGCGAUUCCGCGAAGCUGAGCUGAGAAUCGGAUGCCGGGGAGCGUGCCGCUGGCGCUGGGCCUGGACACGGCGGGGGUGCAGGUGCCCUGGUACUUCCGGUGCCCCAUCUCCCUGGAGCUGAUGCGCGACCCGGUGACGGUGUCCACCGGCCAGACCUACGACCGCGCCAGCAUCGAGUCGUGGGUGGCCACCGGCAACACCACCUGCCCCGUCACCCGCUCCCCGCUCGACCGCGCCUUCACCCUCAUCCCCAACCACACCCUCCGCCGCCUCAUCCAGGACUGGUGCGUCGCCCACCGCUCCCUCGGCGUCGAGCGCAUCCCCACCCCGAAGCAGCCAGCCGACCCCGACCUCAUCCGCUCCCUCCUCGCCCAGUGCCCCGCGCUCCCGCCGCUCCGCAAGCUCAGGGCGCUCGCCCGGGACUCCGACAAGAACCGCCUCGUCAUGGCCACCCACGAGACACGGGCGGCGCUCGUUGACAUGGCGUUUGGGACGAACGCUGGUGGGGAGGAGGUCGAGGCCGAGGCGAUGGCGGUUCUUGCUAUGGUUGGGUUGGGUGAGGCUGAGGCUGUGGAGGUGGUGGGGAGGAGGGAGAGGGUGGCGAGGCUCGGGGAGCUGCUGGUGAGUGGGGAAGGGGCGGCGACGACGACGGCGACGCUGGAGUGCAGGGUUAAUGCUGGGGCUGUGGUGGAGGCGGUUGCGGCGGUGUCCGGCGCGGACGCCAGGGCGGUGCUGGGCGCGGCGGAGGGGGUCAUGGAGGGGCUCGUCGCGCUGGUCGAGGAGAAGGCCCACGCGCGCGCCGUCCGCGUCGGGAUCCGUGGACUGUUCGCGCUCUGCCUCGCCAAGGAGAACCGCCCCCGCGCCGUCGCCGCCGGUGCCGCGGCGGCGCUCGCGCGUCGCGUCGCGGAGGGAGGCGGUGGCGCGGGGGAGCCGGAGCGCGCGCUGGCCGCGGUGGAGCGGCUGUGCCGGACGGAGGGCGGGCGCGACGCGGUGGUCGCGGGCGCCGGGGGAGGCGCGGCGGCGGUGUGCGCGCUGGUGCGCGCCAUGUCCGGGCGGUCAGCGGAGCACGCGGCGGGGGCGCUGGUGGCGGUGGUGGGCGGAUCGGAGCCGCUCCAGGUGGAGGCGGUCCGCGCGGGCGCCAUGAGCCAGCUCCUCCUCAUGGUGCAGGGCGGGUGCUCGGAGCGGGCGAAGCGGAAGGCGCAGCACCUGCUCAAGCUGCUCCGGUCGGCGUGGCCCGCCGCCGACUCCAUCGCCAACUCCGACGACUUCCUCCAACCAUACUAACAACCGCCAUUGCGGCCGGCGGCAGCGGCGGCGGUAGUAGCAACCAAGCAUCGACGACGGAGAAAAAAAAAAGAAAAGCUAAAAAAAAAAAAGAGAUUCGAUUCUUCUCCUCCUCUUCUCCAAUCAAAUUUCCAAUUUUGUAUAUGUAUGUAUCAGUUGGCACUAGUGGGACUCAUCUCCAUUCAAAUCAACCAAGAAAAAAAACAGGCACCAAUUCUCGUCCUC